CGACUACAGUAUUUCGGAAGAGAAAAAUUGUUUCAGGAAGUGAAAACAGCACCAUACUGAGAGGAGGAAACUCGUUUCUAACAAUUGCAUCCCUGUGUGAAAUUACCAAAAUAGUACCGAUAAUGCUCCAUGCCUUUAUUAGUCAAUGAUGCAACUCACGCGAUAAAGGUCGGUGAUAGCAUUGGUAUUAGCGGAGACACCAGUAGCGACAGCAGUCUUGGGUUGUUGUUUGAUACCUUUGUCCCUUUAUCGUCUAUUUUGACCGUCUCCGUCGUUGUUGGAUUUACUCUUCCUCGGCACGAAUAUUUUGGACUGUUUUGGUUGAUCUGGUGGGCGUUGGCGGUUUCUAUUUCUCUGCUUAGUGUUGAUGAUCAUGAUGGCGGAUAUAUAACUAAUGGAAACGAUGUGAAGGGUCUUUUCAAGUCCUCGGAUGAUCGAAUUCGAGGAAUGGCCAUAUUGGUAGGGCUGCCCUUUGCUAUGUUGCUAGUYCUGUUUGUAUGGUGGAAGAAAGAAAACUCAUCUUCUUCAUCGGCGAUACAGAGGAGUCAAGAGCGACGACGACGUCGAAUUCUACCGCUCAUCAAUCCUAUUCGAGGUUUUGUUCUGAAACAUGUUCCAAUGUGGAGUAUGGUUGCGAUAAACAUUUACCGACUCGAUGGAUUAUCUGUUGUGAUCCCCUUCUGGAAUGGACACGUUCCAAAAUUUGUGGGAUACCAGACCAUAUUUUUGGACGUGAUAAUGGGAAUUACUGCUAUUCCAUUGACCUACUUUUUGUACGUUCCUAGAGGACGAAGGGGAAUCGGUAGUAGACGAGCGAAACCGAACGCACGACCCUCAUUUCUUAAGGAUGCCUUGUGGUUUUGGAAUUCUCUUGGAUUGUACGACUUGUGCAGCGCGUACAUUGUAUUUAUUUUAAACGCAUACGAAAUGGGUGGUCCCAAUAUUACCCAACCUCCGCUAUUACCGAAGUUGGGAAAGCACCCCCUCCCGUUGCUAAUUUUGUUUCAAGUUCCUCUGGCCAUAGCGGUUCACAUACUAAUGUUGACCAACAUUGAUGAACUAAUGAAUGAACAAGAGAAGCAACUGCAAAAAUCUCAUGAUUUGUCCUUGAYGCUUCCUACAGUUGCUGCUGCCGUAUCUUGUCGAAGGUAGUGGUACGAAGUGAUAACAAUAAACAUUUUGAUUAUCC
Messenger RNA from Pseudo-nitzschia multistriata, 1189 nucleotides. NCBI's taxonomy places the organism in Eukaryota, Bacillariophyta, Bacillariophyceae, Bacillariales, Bacillariaceae. The record is from the annotation of a GenBank genome assembly.